Messenger RNA from Oppiella nova, 579 nucleotides. The record is from the annotation of a GenBank genome assembly. Lineage: Eukaryota; Metazoa; Arthropoda; Arachnida; Sarcoptiformes; Oppiidae.
AUGGCAAAUAAAAAGCCGAAAACUGUUUUACUAAUCAGCGGUAAAAGAAAGUGUGGAAAAGACUUUUGCGUAGAUUUGCUGUCAAAAUGUUUGUCCGAUUUGGUGGUGUUUCGUAUCGCAUCACCCAUUAAGAGACAGUUCGCCAAAGACCAUAACCUCGACUUCGACCGACUUCUGGACGCAACUCUUUAUAAGGAGGACUAUAGACAACAGAUGGUCGAGUGGUCUGAACGGAUCCGAGCCUCUGAUCCCAACUAUUUUCUUCGGCUAACCAUUGAUGAGUCGAACGCAAAGUCCAAAUCCAUUUGGAUAUUAUCCGACGCCAGACGUCUGUGUGAUGUCCAGUACUUCAAAUCUUCUGAAGAGUUUAAAGACACCAGAGUUUUGGCCAUAAGAAUCAGUGCAUCGGUUGAGACUCGGGUUAAGAGGGGCUGGAGUUUCACUGUCGGUGUCGACGAUAAGGAGACUGAAUGUGGACUCGACUCCUAUACGGACUGGGAUUUUGUCAUCGAUAACGACGGAUCAGAUGAAGAUCUUAUGAAUGAAUUGCAACCAAUCAUUAAACUCAUUAACAGCUAA